This is a messenger RNA of Haliotis rubra (blacklip abalone), 1893 nucleotides long. RefSeq names its product 39S ribosomal protein L46, mitochondrial-like. NCBI's taxonomy places the organism in Eukaryota, Metazoa, Mollusca, Gastropoda, Lepetellida, Haliotidae. Bases 580 to 1278 code for a protein of 232 amino acids. The transcript is spliced from 7 exons. The record is from RefSeq and is a predicted model, not a curated record. Gene Ontology annotation, molecular function: structural constituent of ribosome. Gene Ontology annotation, cellular component: mitochondrial large ribosomal subunit.
CAGACGUGUGAUGGAUCAAGGUGGUGUCAACUUGUUUCGAUACCGAAAGUAGAUCAUAAUAUGAUUCAAGAAGAAAUCUUCACGCUGGGCUCUGUCUCUUCGUGUCAUAAAAAACGCAAGUUGACGAUGCGCAGAGAUAAUCGUAAUAUAGUUUAAGCUGCUAGCUCCAUCUCAUCGCGUGACACUUUCGUCACGCUGAAGACAACUGUGAUUUGGAGGGCAUAGAGAGCCAGGAACCAGUUUACCGUACGGGUGGCAGCAUAGACUGGUUCCCGGAGUCUCCGCUUGCCAUCGAUGGCAGCGAUAGUUUUGAUGGACCGCAAACGGGCCAUAGCUGUGUGGAGCUUUAUUUUGUCGAACGAAGGGGAAGUAACUCUCGGGUAAUAUCUGACAGCAUGGCUGCUAGUUGUUCGAGGUUUGCGGUACUACGUUCACUUUUUCGAAGAAACCGACUUCAAGAUACAAUGCCGUCCGGUAAUUCCGUGCACAUAAGCACAUCGAUUGCAACACAGAUUUCAUUAUCUGAAACGCUCCGCGAGCAGCUCCCAGACAGGCAAGUCGUUUCAGCAAUGGCAGCUGAUGAGUGCAGUGUGUGUGGAGAGAUUCCCAGUCAUAACAGAACUAAAAACCAAGAUGGAGGACAGGUUUGGGGAGCUUCUCGACAAGAUGGAGUUUGAGAACAGCCUUUUAUCAAAUCAUGAGAUACGUCACAGGAAUGAUAUAUUGAGAGAAGCGAGACGCAAAGAGGAUGACUUUGAAGAGACGGAAGCCGAGGCCGUCACACAGACAGCUCUUGACCUGGAGGACAUGUGGGAGAUGGAGACGAAACAGUUCACCCCAGCUGACCGCCUCACUGAUGCAGACAAGUCUGGAGACAAGAAGUCCACGGACAGGAAGUUGACAGAGAAGUUGGUACUUCUGGUGAAGCAGAAAGUCGGGGACAAGCCGCUGUGGGUGUUUCCCCAGGGAAGUUGGUCGGAGGGAGAAUCUUUGAGAGAGACUGCAGAGAGAGUUCUUGGUGUCCGUUGUGGGGAGGAGUUAUCUGCCCAGUUUGUCGGGAACGCCCCCUGUGGCGUACACCAGUACGUCUUCAGGUCAAGUCCUGAAACAGAAACAGGAGUAAAGCUGUUUUUCUUCAAGGCUGCGUACAAGACAGGCAGUGUGAAUGUAGAUGAGGACAGUACUGAAGACUUUCUGUGGGUGACAAAGAGAGAACUGAGGGAUUACCUGCAUCCCUCGUAUUACAGCAGUGUUAAGUCUUUUAUACUUGAUAUAUGAAUGUGUGACUUGUGUUUGUGUGUCUGUCAUCUCACUUGGCUUAAGAGUAUGUUUGGUUCUUAAACCCAAGGUCCAGGGCCUAGAUUUUCAAAGCUCUCUUAGAGCUAAGAUAGUUGUAAGUUAAUGUUAAUGUAUGGCACUUCUGACUAUCUAAGAGCUAAGAGAGCUUUGAAAAUCUAGGCCCAGGAUCCCAUUUCGGACCUAGACCAAACAAGGAAUUUAUUCUGUCAUUCUGGAGGAACACUUAGUUCAUAGAUUAUACAAAUGUGAAUCAUAUUUAUGUAUUUGUUGGUUACUAGAAAUGAUUAUAUAUGAAAAGAAAUCGACAGUGGUGAUCUUUCUCUAAGACUAGUCUGAGGGUGUCAUCAUCCUACGGUGCUCAGAGUUUGUUCUAGUUUGUUUUUGAUGUGCAGGAAUCAGCGUAAAAGAUCAGGUGUUUGAUGAGAAUUGUUUCUAAUGAAAUAUUAGUUCAACAGUUUAAAAAAUCCUGGUUAAAUAUAAGCAUAAUUAGAGAACGCCCAAACACUUUGUAGACUGCUCUGUGAGUGAAUCAUCAUGAUCAAACUGUGGACGCUGGUUCUUGUGUUGUAUUGAAAAUAAAGAAUACAACACUAA